AUGGCCACUCUGGGAGGCUACCUCAACAAAAAGGUCCUGAUCGUGACGGCAGACUCGCGAAUCCUUGUUGGGGAGCUGGCAGCAUGUGAUGCGUCGACAAAUCUGGUUCUGAAAAACGCCUUGGAGAGGAUUAUCCGAACACCUGACGAUCCGGAUCCAUCAGCCGAGGUCCCUCUGGGGUUGUAUCUCGUACGAGGCGACAACGUUUGCUCAAUUGGCCUUGUCGACGAAACGCUAGACGAGAGCAUAGACUGGACACAAGUAAAGGGGGCGGUAAUAGGAGGAAUUAAACACGUUUAG
This is a messenger RNA of Trichoderma atroviride IMI 206040, 300 nucleotides long. RefSeq lists its product as uncharacterized. Gene Ontology annotation, biological process: mRNA splicing, via spliceosome. Gene Ontology annotation, molecular function: RNA binding. Lineage: Eukaryota; Fungi; Ascomycota; Sordariomycetes; Hypocreales; Hypocreaceae. The record is from RefSeq and is a predicted model, not a curated record. Gene Ontology annotation, cellular component: U4/U6 x U5 tri-snRNP complex; precatalytic spliceosome; U6 snRNP.